AUGCAUAGCUCAAUUGAAAGGGGGAUACAUCAAAGGAGCCGGACAAAGCAUAUUUCACCAAAGUUGUUUUUCACACAUGAUCUUCAACAAAAUGGUGAGAUAGAAGUUCAACAAAUCCGUUCAAGUGAUAAUCUUGUUGAUUUAUUCACUAAGGCAUUGCCAACAUCAACGUUUGAGAAGUUGAGAUACAAGAUUGAAAUGUGUCGUCUCCGAGAUAUCAAUGAGAGUCCCACUGCAAAGGAAGGGAAGUUUGGAAUUGGUAGAAAUGGCGCUAAAAAGCAUCUCUCUUCCAUGGUUAAUGGUAUCAGAUUUCACCUCUUUUGUUCUAAAGCCGAUGAAUUGGUGGUGCACUUCAUGGUGAAUUCACUUGGGUUCUCAACAAAAGAAGCCAUUUCCACAAGCGCCAAGAUGAAAACACUGGUCUCUUCUUCUCCUAAAUUGUUGUUUUGUGAUAUUGACACAACCCUUAAACCCAAAAUUAAGGUUUUACAACCACUUAACUUAUCUGGGUCUGACCUUGUUACAUUAAUUGAAAAAAGCGAUUUCUUGAGAAGAGGUUUACAUACUUCUAUAAAACCUACUCUUGAUUAUCUGCGGGAGUUAUUGGGUACUCAUGAUGCUGUAGCUAUGGUUCUUAAGAAAGAGCCUAGGUUGAUUUUGCAAAAUAUCUCUAAAGUAUUACCGCCUAAUAUAGCACUGUUGCAAAAUCUUGGCUUUUCACAAAUUGAUAUUGCUAAUUUUUUUCAACGCUAUCCUAGAUGUCUGCUUCGUAACCCUGUCUGUCUUCAGAGAGUAGUUCAUCAAGCAGAAGAGAUUUUUCACAUUCCUCGAGGAUCACGUAUGUUUCUUCAUGGCAUUGCAGCACUUGUGCCGCUUCAUGAAUCUACAUUAGAAAGAAAAUUAGAUAUUUACCGGAGUUUUGGAUGGUCUCAUUCUGAUAUCUGCACAAUGGUGAGAAAGCCUCCUUCCUGUUUGACUUCAUCAGAGGCUAAGAUAAGGAUUACAUUGAAGUUUUUCAUGAACGAAUUGGGGUAUGAACCUAGUAAUCUGGCUUCUCAUAAGCCGCUUUUAAAGCACAGUUUGAAGAAGAGGAUAAUGCCAAGGAAUGAAAUAUUUAAAUUCUUAAAGAAAACCAGUUGA
Molecule: messenger RNA, 1140 nt
Organism: Solanum stenotomum
Lineage: Eukaryota; Viridiplantae; Streptophyta; Magnoliopsida; Solanales; Solanaceae
Exons: 3
Coding region: 1-1140 (379 amino acids)
Biological process (GO): regulation of DNA-templated transcription; chloroplast organization
Cellular component (GO): chloroplast
Molecular function (GO): double-stranded DNA binding
Source: RefSeq, a predicted model, not a curated record